CUUGCGUUUCACAAUCACGGAUAUCUAUCUUUAACCAACAGAGGAUAGCUUCUUCCUUCUGAUCUAUCCGAGCCUCUUCAUACGUUUCGUUCUACUGCAAAUAUGAAACAACAUCAGGGUUCGGAAAAAAAGCAACGUAUCCUCAACGGUUAAAGAUAAUCCUGGGACUGUCACGUCUACGACUAACUAGGAAUAAUCUGUGAUUUCCGUUUCCUACCGCCAUUGCUGUCAGAGUUUCUUUUACUUGUCAGGCUUGGUUGAUAAGAUUUUACAAUAUGCAGUUGCAUAUCAGAGGGCAAUCGACACACGUCCUGGACGUCAAUGGCCAGGAGUCCAUUGGUCAGAUCAAGGAACGCAUUCGUACUCUUGCUGCAGUUGGCGAUGAAGACCUUACUCUAUCAUUAUGUGGAGCCCCUUUAGAUGAUUCAUGUCUUGUCUCUGAGCUCUCAUCAUCUGAACUAGACCUCACAGUGCCAUUGCUUGGUGGUAAAGUGCACGGAUCUUUGGCUCGUGCAGGUAAAGUCAAAGGACAAACCCCCAAAGUGGAAAAACAACAAAAAAAGAAGAAGAAGACUGGCCGUGCUAAGCGUAGAAUUCAGUACAACAGAAGAUUUGUCAACGUUGUGCAGACCUUCGGACGUCGUCGCGGACCCAACUCCAAUUCAUAGAUUUAUAAGUAAAUAAAAUGCAAAAGUAACAUCAAUUUUGCAAAAAAAUUUGGUUUUUAUUUGAGAGCCACCCGUGCUACAACUUCAUUAAAAUUAUUUUCUUCUUUUAGAAAUACUAUAGGCAUUAUGACAGAUUUUUUAUAACUGCAUCACUGAUUUUUCGCAAAUACUUUACUCAUAUUUUUUAAAAGCUUUAUGUGACAUGCCUUCGUAAACCAUUUAGUUUGUGUUUCCAUUAGUUCGGGCACAUUUGGUGUCAAAGGAUAUUAUUUAUAAUAGUAUUGAUGGUAGUGUUUAUACUUUGAAAAUCACCCUAUAAUCGUGAACGGUUGAAUGGAAGUCUGUCAUUUUUAAAGUAAGAAGGACAAAUUUCAUAUAACUGCUUCAGGUUAGAAAUAAAUGUGCACCUGAAUUAUGGGUUGCAAAUUUAUAAAUUAUGUAUGUUUGUUAUCUUAAUGCACUAAUUAUUCAAUAUCAUCAUGAUACUCAGUACAGCUAUUUGCAAUCCAGAGGUUUUUCUUCCGCUACCAAAAAUUUACGAUUUACUAGAGGUCCCGCGGUAGUCUAAAUUCAACUAUAAUAAUUAAUUGGAAUUGUAAGUUUGUACACUACUAUGAUUGUAUUUUAUACUUCUAUAAUCGCAAAUUUCGCCAAGGCUACACUAUAAAAAAAUAUUAUUAUAGAAACAAUAUUUAAUCUAUUCUCAAUUUGACCACAGAUGUCAAGAAUAAAAGUUUGACAAUAAAUAGUAUGCAUGCGUGUGUGCGUCAAAUACGUGGUAUGAAGUGUGUGUAAUGUUUUCUUUAUUGAUUUAAUGUAUCUUUUAUGCAUUAUUUAAAAAAAAUAUUAGCGUUGUGCACUUCUCUAUAUUCUGUCUAAGUGUGGAAAAGGGGAUGGCCCAUUUUAGGCCCAAAGCGGACAAUAGAUUAUAGAAAAAAUACUUAGUGCAUUAAUUUUGUCAUAAAUAAAUAUGCAUUUACUUUCUUGCAAAUAAGCGCCACUAUAGUUUACAAUAAGUAGUUUAAAAAAAGUAACUCUAUUGAAAAAACAAGGAUUUUUAUUUUUGCGGGAAAAAUAUUGCCAGCUUCAAAUCCUUUUACGUAUGAAGUAAAUAUUUUGAGUAUAAUUAUAAAUAAAACAUAUAAAUAAAUCAUUUUAAGUAUUAUCAUUAAUCAAACGAUUUUAAUGGAUUUUAUGCACAUAAAAUAACAUCGAAGACAUACCCAUUGGACUUUAACUUGUAACUAUACUUGAGACCUUAGAACUUAUAUCUCAAGGUGGGUGGCGCAUUUACGUUGUAGAUGUAUGUGGGCUCGAGUAACCACUUAGCAAAACCAGGGUAGCUGUGAGCUCGCCCACCCAUCUAAGCAAUAAAAAAAACUUUACUAGGAUUGUUAUUUAAAUAUGUACAACUAAAACAAAAACAUAAAAAAUAAUGUGUACUCGUAAAAAAAAGAUUAAGAUAUAAAUCAAUUAUCGGUUAUUUAAAAAAAUAAUCGAUAUAUGAAUUUCAUGUAAUUAUUUUUCUUUAUACUGACAACACUGAAUUUAAUCUGACUGAUACUUCGCUUGCUGCUUGUGGUGUUGUGCUUGCGUACAAAAUGGAUGUGUUUUGAUUUUUCUUCGAUUUAUUUUACUUUUAUCAAUAACGUUUCAUACUACGACUAAAAAACAUUGUCUGAAUUGUGGUUUUACCCUGACCGAGAUUUAAAACCGUGUAUAUGCUCUCCUUUGCUAUUUUUAGAUGAUACUAAUUGUGUAUGAAGAUGAAGAAAAUAUAGAUAUUUAAAGAA
Messenger RNA from Bombyx mori (domestic silkworm), 2461 nucleotides. It is a transcript of the gene RpS30, whose product is annotated as ribosomal protein S30. Bases 276 to 668 code for a protein of 130 amino acids. Gene Ontology annotation, cellular component: cytosolic small ribosomal subunit; ribosome. NCBI's taxonomy places the organism in Eukaryota, Metazoa, Arthropoda, Insecta, Lepidoptera, Bombycidae. The transcript has 6 exons. Gene Ontology annotation, biological process: translation. Gene Ontology annotation, molecular function: structural constituent of ribosome; protein binding. The record is from RefSeq and is a predicted model, not a curated record.